Fusarium coffeatum is the source of this 2196-nucleotide messenger RNA. RefSeq lists its product as uncharacterized. Gene Ontology annotation, cellular component: mating projection tip. The transcript has a single exon. Bases 1 to 2196 code for a protein of 731 amino acids. The record is from RefSeq and is a predicted model, not a curated record. Lineage: Eukaryota; Fungi; Ascomycota; Sordariomycetes; Hypocreales; Nectriaceae.
AUGUUUUCGCGGAAAACAAACGACGACCCGCCGGUCUAUCCGGCUGUACCCAGCUCCCUUCGGUCAGAAUCGUUCGAGAUGACCGAGAUGCGAAAAGUUCAAGAAGCUCGAGCUGAUACGGCCCCAACUAUUACUCCUUACCUCAGCCUGCGAUCAAGACUUUCUCAACUGUGGAUAAAUCGCUGGACAAUCCUUCUUAUCCUGGUCCUCAUCCGAGUCAUGAUUCUAAUCGUUGACCUCAAAGAGAACGUCGGCAAUGCUAAAAUCAAGGCGCUCUCGGCCUGCACCAAAGUCGAGGAUGUUGGAAGUGCUAUGGCUUCCAUGCCUCACUAUCUAUCGAGGGGCGUCAACGAGCUUGCAGCCUCUGGCAUCGAAAAGUCAGUAGAAGCCAUGGUGUAUUUGCUUGAUCUCGUCCUUGUGGGCGUCAAGAACAUCAUCAUCUUCUACAUCAACUUCCUUACUGCUACAUACGUGUGCUUGAUUACCGCCAUGGUUCACGGCAGUCUCAGUGUUGUUGCUGAUGUCACGGAGGACGCAACCAGAAAGUUCAACGGUUUGAUCGACAAGGCUACCAGCAAAAUUGAGGACAUCUCCAAAGAUCUUGAAGAUGGCAUCAACGACAUAACCGGCGGCAUUGAGGAUUCGGUUAUUGGGCGUCUGGUUCCCGAUAUCCCGAAAGUCGACUUCUCCAGCCCUAUCGCAGAACUCAAGGAUUUCGAUAUCAAAUCCGAAGAUUUUGUCAAGGACGUUCGAAAGUUGGAGGAUGAUCUGCCUGACUUCCGAGAAGUCCAAAAUCUAACCGAGCAAGCUAUUUCUAUCCCCUUCGACUUUGUCCGCAAAGCCCUCAAUGAAACUUAUGGCAACUACAAGUUCAACCGAGAUGCAUUCCCUCUUGCUCAGAAGCAACAGCUAAGCUUCUGUUCCGAGAAUGACGCCCUAAACAACUUUUUUAACAAUCUGUUUGAGCUUAUCGCCAAAGCCCGAACCAUCUUCAUCGCGGUCUUGCUCAUUCUAGCUUUGGUGGCCCUUAUCCCCAUGGCCUGGUUUGAGAUCAGACGCUGGCGGCGACAGCAACAGCAUGCGCGUCUCGUUGCUCAGAACGCAUAUGAUCCAAUGGAUAUUGUCUACAUUGCAUCUCGGCCCACUACGGCGACUUUUGGCAUCAAAAUUGCCUCCCGCUUCAAGGGCAAGCGCCAAAUCCUUGUGCGCUGGCUCAUCGCUUAUGCCACCUCCGUCCCGGCCCUGUUCAUUCUCUCACUCGCUAUUGCCGGCUUCUUCUCUUGCUUUUGCCAGUGGAUCCUUCUGCGAGCGAUCAAGAACGAAGUGCCCGCCCUAGCAAACCAGGUUGGCGCAUUUGCCGACGACGUUGUAGGGAAUCUUGAGAGUGUCUCAGCCGGCUGGGCAAAUGAUGCCAACGGUGUCAUUGCAGGCUUCAGUGACGACAUCAACAACGAUGUUCUUGGCUAUGUAACCAACGCCACAGAUGCUGUAAACAAUACUCUUAACACCUUUCUCGAGACUAUGGAUGAUGGCCUCAACACUGUCUUCAAGGGUACCAUUCUUCUCGACCCUAUCAAAACUGUCCUCCAUUGUGUCGUCGGUAUCAAGAUUGAGAGCGUACAGAAAGGACUGACUUGGGUGCACGAGCAUGCCGAGGUCAAAUUCCCGCUCUUCGAAAACGACACUUUCAGCAAAGGUGCCAAGGACUCUGUCGAGGGUGACUCAGAGCUCAACUCCUUCCUGGCAUCCCCGUCGAGUGCCACUACCGACGAAGUUACGGGAGCUGUCAAGGCGGUUACAGAUUGGCUUCAUAACAAACUGAUUCAAGACGCGCUCAUCUCUACUGGUAUCUUUCUCGUAUACGUGCUUGUCGUCCUCAUCGGUACAGUGUGGGCACUGGUUGGCAUGGUCUCUCCUGACAAAGGCCGUGCCGAAGGCGGCAUGCGCUUCACCGGCGACAAACGACCAGGCUUCAGUCCUCGCCUUGGACAUCAUAAUCCCGCAAACCCCGACGGCGCUGCAAGCUUUCCUCGAUUUGGGUCAUCCUCAGAUGAAGAUAACCACUAUCGAGAAACUCCCAGCGGACGCGACGAGAAGUUCAUGUCGGGCGCAACCGGGGCCCGCGCUACACAGGUGGACGGCCACCAAAGAAGCAGUUCCUAUGGUUAUUUGGAUACGGCAAACAGCAAGUAUUAG